Messenger RNA from Rhodofomes roseus, 846 nucleotides. RefSeq lists its product as uncharacterized. Lineage: Eukaryota; Fungi; Basidiomycota; Agaricomycetes; Polyporales; Fomitopsidaceae. The transcript is spliced from 12 exons. The record is from RefSeq and is a predicted model, not a curated record. Bases 154 to 813 code for a protein of 219 amino acids.
CAACAGCAUGCUUGCCAUGACCGCAGUGACCCCCUGGUGACCCCAUCGUGAGUAGCGCUGUGGGUUGUAUAAGUCAAGGCCUAUCGGUCUUCACAGCGAAACUUGAUAUUCCGCCCCCUGUUCUACAUUCGCAUUUUUGCUGGCUCGUCCUGAAUGGUAUCGCUAUUCAAUGGAGCUGAUACGGUCUCACUGGCUGUCACGACCGCUGUCUUCUAUGAGUAUGGUCUGACAUGGACGCGGGAGCCGGGUGGUCAUACUAGUGGGAAUAACCUCGGACCCUUCAAAAGAGGACUGGUGCGGUGUGGCAAGAGCUGCUCAUUACUAGUAUGGUGCUCGGAAAUCUAUGCAGUCAUUGCUUUGCUUAUUAUCACACUGCUAUCCGCUCUCAGAGUAUACGCUCUGUGGUACGGUACCGUUUGGCCAUCGCUUCUUGUCGUUAUGUGCGGGUUGAUACUCCCGUUUGUCAGCAUAGCUAUCAUGACGCUAUGCGUUAGAGAGGCACUCAGCAACCCUGUUGCUUGCAAUCCUAGUCUACAUGCGGGAACAACGGCUUUCGCCGUCUACUUCGCAGCUCGUGCGAUUGGUAUUGUGUCAGACAUCCUAGUCGUCGCAUUCACAUGGGUGAAGGCACGUAGGUUGAUGGCUUCAACACGAGCAGUCGGGUUCACUGCAUACGUGCCAGAAGCACUACUGCGCUUUGGCUUACACUACUUCGCCCCUCCGACAGAGCGUGUACAAAAGCCGUGUCAUCACUCAGACCACUCGUCAAAGCGACCCCAUGAUAGGCAACAUGGGCGAGGACAUCGAGUAUGAUACAGACAGCGACGACGAUGUCAGCGAACUGGC